AAACUAUGAACGACACUUCGCAGAAACUGUGAGCGAGUGUCGUUUUUUACUUCACUCACUGCGCACGCGACACCUGUCCCGAGCAACAGUCGUGUAUAUGAGUAGCACCCUCGCCCGGAACAGAAGCUGGCGGGCAAUACAAACUCGUUGAAGCGAAAGAGAGGAGAGAGAGAGAGAGAGAGUGUAGGAAGAAAAUGGAAGACGACGGAGGAGAGAGGUCGAGCAUCGUCGUCGGUCUCAUCGAGAACAGAGCCAAGGAGGUUGGAGUGGCAGCUUUUGAUUUAAGAUUAGCUUCUCUGCAUCUUUCUCAAUAUAUUGAAACUAGCAGUUCAUAUCAGAAUACGAAAACCUUGCUGCAAUUCUAUGAUCCUAUGGUGAUUAUUGUUUCACCGAACAAGCUGGCACCUGAUGGUAUGGUUGGAGUUUCAGAGUUGGUGGACAGAUUUUAUGCUACAGUCAAGAAGGUUGUAAUGGCCCGUGGUUGCUUCGACGACACUAAGGGUGCCGUACUGAUUAAAAAUCUAGCAGCCAAGGAACCAUCAGCACUAGGAUUGGAUACUUAUUACAAGCAGUAUUACCUCUGCUUAGCUGCUGCUGCAGCUACAAUUAAGUGGAUAGAAGCAGAGAAAGGAGUCAUUGUCACAAACCACUCACUUGUGGUCACUUUUAAUGGAUCAUUUGCUCAUAUGAAUAUUGAUGCGACUAGUGUCCAAAACUUGGAAAUCAUUGAGCCACUUCAUUCGACACUUUGGGGCACCAGCAACAAGAAAAGAAGUUUAUUAAACAUGUUUAAGACAACAAAAACAGUUGGAGGGUAUGAGGGGCUGGUUCACUGUAGUAUUAUCCAGGAUUUCAUGUCCAGACUUCUUCGUGCCAAUCUUUUGCAGCCUUUAAAAGAUAUUGAAACUAUAAAUGCUCGUCUAGAUUGCCUGGAUGAGCUCAUGAGCAACGAACAGCUGUUCUUUGGACUAGCUCAGGUUCUGCGUAAAUUUCCAAAAGAGAGUGAUAGGGUACUUUGUCACUUUUGCUUCAAGCCAAAGAAAAUUACAAACAAAGUUGUGGGUGUUGAUUGUGCUAGAAAAAGCCAAGUGUUGGUUUCAAGUAUCAUUCUUCUGAAAACUGCUCUGGAUGCCUUGCCUUUACUCUCAAAGGUUCUUAAAGAUGCAAAGUGUUUUCUUCUUGCAAAUGUUUACCAGUCUGUAUGUGAAAAUGAGAAGUAUGCUGCCAUUAGAAAGAGGAUUGGAGAGGUUAUUGAUGAGGAUGUGCUUCAUGCACGGGUUUCAUUUGUAGCCCGCACACAGCAGUGUUUUGCUGUCAAAGCUGGAAUCGAUGGACUCUUGGAUAUUGCACGGAGAUCAUUUUGUGAUACUAGUGAAGCUAUACAUAAUCUUGCUAACAAGUAUCGUGAAGAUUUCAAGUUGCCCAAUCUGAAACUCCCGUUUAACAAUAGGCAAGGGUUCUACUUUAGCAUUCCACAUAAGGACAUUCAAGGGAAACUUCCUAGCCAGUUCAUUCAGGUAUUGAAACAUGGGAAUAAUAUACACUGCUCAACCUUGGAGCUUGCUUCUCUAAACGUUAGAAAUAAGUCUGCAGCUGCAGAAUGCUACGUACGUACAGAAGUUUGCCUAGAAGAAUUAGUAGAUGCCAUACGAGAGGAUGUUUCUGUACUCACACUGCUGGCAGAGGUCUUAUGCCUUUUGGAUAUGAUUGUUAAUUCAUUUGCACAUGCCAUUUCCACAAAGCCUGCUGAUCGUUAUACUAGACCCGAAUUCACAGAUAAUGGCCCAAUAGCAAUUGAUGCUGGAAGACACCCUAUCCUAGAGACUAUACACAAUGACUUUGUUCCCAACAAUAUCUUUUUAUCAGAGGCAUCAAACAUGGUGCUCAUCAUGGGCCCAAACAUGAGUGGAAAGAGCACUUAUCUUCAACAAGUGUGUCUUAUAGUUAUUCUUGCUCAGAUGGGUUGCUAUGUACCUGCUCGCUUUGCAACUCUAAGGGUUGUUGAUCGUUUAUUUACAAGGAUGGGUGCAGUAGAUAAUCUUGAAUCGAACUCUAGUACAUUCAUGACAGAAAUGAAAGAAACAGCUUUUAUCAUGCAAAAUGUCUCCCAGAGGAGUUUGGUUAUCAUGGAUGAACUUGGGAGGGCCACAUCUUCCUCUGAUGGAUUUGCAAUUGCUUGGAGCUGCUGCGAACAUUUAUUAUCACUGAAAGCGUACACAAUAUUUGCUACUCAUAUGGAGAACCUAUCUGAACUAGUAACCAUCUACCCAAAUGUGAAGAUACUUCACUUUGACGUUGAUAUUAAAAAUAAUCGUUUAGAGUUCAAGUUUCAACUGAAGGAUGGGCCGAGACAUGUUCCACACUAUGGUCUUUUGUUAGCAGAAGUGGCAGGAUUACCAAGCUCUGUGAUGGAAACAGCCAGAAACAUCACAUCCAGGAUGACAGAGAAGGAAGUGAAGAGGAUGGAAGUAAACUGCCUGCAAUACCAUCCAGUCCAGAUGGCUUACCACGUUGCACAGCGGCUGAUAUGUUUGAAGUACUCGAGCCAAGAUGAGGAUUCGAUCAGAGAAGCACUACAUAAUUUGAAAGAGAGCUACAUUCAUGGAAUGCUGUAGACCGCAGAAACCCACAUUACUGUAAAUAUACCGUGCCGAAAGAAGUUGUAUUCAAAAAUCCAUGAACCUGCCGAGGGCUGAGGUUAUAUUCUUCCUCUUUUCUGUUAUAUGCUCGUAAGUUACUUUGGAGGUUUUUUUCACACUGUACUCGUAAGCUGCGGGUUCAACUAAUAUCCCACAAAGAAAGUGUUCUCGAUGACUCAGAUAUUGAUUUGUGUACAUACACGCAAUUUUGGAGCA
Messenger RNA from Pyrus x bretschneideri (Chinese white pear), 2855 nucleotides. RefSeq names its product DNA mismatch repair protein MSH4. The record is from RefSeq and is a predicted model, not a curated record. Gene Ontology annotation, cellular component: nucleus. The coding region runs from base 195 to 2615 and encodes 806 amino acids. The transcript is spliced from 24 exons. Gene Ontology annotation, biological process: mismatch repair; reciprocal meiotic recombination. Gene Ontology annotation, molecular function: mismatched DNA binding; ATP-dependent DNA damage sensor activity; ATP binding. NCBI's taxonomy places the organism in Eukaryota, Viridiplantae, Streptophyta, Magnoliopsida, Rosales, Rosaceae.